Messenger RNA from Tribolium madens (black flour beetle), 1482 nucleotides. It is a transcript of the gene yip2, whose product is annotated as 3-ketoacyl-CoA thiolase, mitochondrial. NCBI's taxonomy places the organism in Eukaryota, Metazoa, Arthropoda, Insecta, Coleoptera, Tenebrionidae. Gene Ontology annotation, biological process: fatty acid beta-oxidation. The record is from RefSeq and is a predicted model, not a curated record. The coding region runs from base 172 to 1368 and encodes 398 amino acids. Gene Ontology annotation, molecular function: acetyl-CoA C-acetyltransferase activity. The transcript has 7 exons.
UCAAAGCUUUAUCAACAUUUAUUUAUAACGGUACCAUUACUUUUAAUUUUUCAUAAAGAACUUUGGACUUUUGCCCGUGUCCUGUGUACCUUGCAAUAAUCAGACAAGCUCUGUUAUAAAACCAUCUAGAUUUUAAAUCGUGUUUAGUACAAUUAAGAAAUUCCAGUAGAGAUGACUGCUUUAGUUAAAGGUGUGGUAAUUGUCGCAGCCAAACGUACCCCUUUCGGUACUUAUGGUGGCAAAUUCACAAAAACCUCAGCUGUGGAACUCCAAACCGUUGCAGCAAAAGCAGCCCUAGCUUCUGGAAAUGUAAAACCGGAAUUAAUCGAUACGGUAGUCGUCGGUAACGUAUUGACCAAUUCUUCAUCCGAUGGUGCUUUUAUUCCACGACAUACAGCCCUGAAAUGCGGGAUUCCACAAGAGCGACCUGCUUUUCUCGUCAAUCGACUUUGCGGUUCAGGCUUUCAGUCAAUCGUCAACGGAGUUCAGGAUAUUUUAAUAGGGGCUGCUGAAAUUUCAUUGACUGGAGGCACAGACAACAUGUCCCAAACCCCACACACUGCCAGAAAUGUCCGAUUUGGGGUCCCCUUAGGGCAAGACAUCGUUUUGGAAGACUCCUUGUGGAUCGGUUUGACCGAUUCUUACUGCAAAAUGCCGAUGGCUCUCACAGCUGAAAAAUUGGGGGCACAGUUUAAUAUCACACGCGACGAAGUUGAUGAAUUUGCUUUGAGAUCGCAACAAUUAUGGAAAGCUGCUCAAGACGGUGGGCGAUUUAAAGAAGAAAUUGCUCCUGUUCCCAUCAAGGUGAAAAAAGAAACCGUCAAUCUAGAAGUUGAUGAACAUCCACGCCCUCAAACCACUUUAGAAGGCCUCAAAAAACUCCCAACUUUGUUUAAACAAAAUGGAUUGGUCACUGCAGGCUCGGCAUCUGGUAUUUGUGACGGUGCUGGUGCCGUUAUUGUGGCUAGUGAACAAGCAGCAAGUAAACACAAUCUAACACCACUAGCACGAAUUGUGGCCUAUUCUGUCGUUGGUGUUGACCCCACAAUCAUGGGCAUAGGUCCAGCUCCAGCUAUCCGAAAUGUGCUUAAAGCUAGUGGAAAAACUCUCGAUGACAUUGAUUUAAUUGAAAUCAACGAGGCUUUCGCGGCACAAACACUUGCAUGUGCUAAAGAUUUAAAACUGGACACUAAUAAAUUGAAUGUUGAUGGUGGAGCAAUUGCUCUUGGACAUCCUUUGGGUGCUUCUGGGGCUAGAAUUACUGCCCAUUUGGUACACGAAUUGAGGAGAAGGAAAGCCAAAUUUGGAAUUGGAUCAGCAUGUAUUGGAGGUGGUCAAGGUAUCGCUGUCAUGAUUGAAGCUUUGUGAUUAUCAAAUUAUUGUAUAAGAUUAAGGCAAAAACAUUAUCUUUUUAUUUGUACAUUUUAUAAUACGUAUUUUUAUCAAAACUGGAAUUAAAAUUAUUGUGUUUGGCAAAAAUGA